CGUUGCUGUUAACAUCGGUUAUUUUUCGGCCCAUUUGCCGCUAUCCAUAUCCAAAUUCGCUUCGUAUUGCUAAAACUCCGUGUAGAAUUUUACUCUCGUUCCGGUGGGAGUAAAUAGCACGCGUAAAUUGCAAUGGCUACCCUAUGUAUCCACGAUGAUCAAGAGAACCGCGUCCCCGACAUCCGGCAAAAACAAACGAACGUCGGCAGGAAACGUGCAGUUUUGGGUGUCAUCGAUUCGAACAAAGCGCAGCAAAAUAUCCAGAUAAUCAAAACCAAACAACCUUUAGGUGUUCAAAACUGCAAUGUUAGCCAGAAGGACCAAGAAAAUGUCUCCAACAGAGAAAACAGGAAGAACUUGGUCAACCCAGUUGUGCCAGUGGCCCAAUUUGAGGCCUUCAAGGUCUAUGAAGAUACCACCAUGGAAGAACGAAGGGCCAAGAUUGAUGCAAAGUUAAAGAUGAAAACAUCUUCUAAUCAAGUCUAUACUGGCACUGAGGAGAGAUUCCUCACCAAAACUGAGGCCGCCGAGAUUCUCAAACAGAGAAAGGAGAAAGAGGAGGCUGAAAGACCAAAAGUGAGGCCUGAAGAUGUAGAACUUGAAAUCUGUCCCAUGAGCAUCGAGAAGAAUGAGAAUGAAGUUCUUGCUGAGGAGGUAAUACUCAAGACAGGACAGAAGAAAGAUGUAUUCUUUGAAAUGGAAGAGUACAGGGAUGAUAUCUUCAAAUAUCUUCGUGAACAUGAGAUGAAGAACAGACCCAAACCUGGCUACAUGAAGAAACAACCGGACGUGACCCCGAACAUGCGCACAAUCCUCGUUGAUUGGCUUGUGGAGGUCGCCGAGGAGUACAAGCUGCAAUGCGAAACCUUGUACCUUGCCGUCAAUUUUAUCGACCGCUUCCUUAGUUAUAUGUCCGUUGUGCGUGCCAAGCUUCAACUCGUCGGUACCGCUGCUAUGUUUCUGGCCUCGAAAUACGAGGAAAUCUACCCACCGGACAUUGGAGAGUUUGUCUACAUUACCGAUGAUACGUACAACAAAAGACAGGUAAUCCGUAUGGAGCAACUGAUUCUCAAGGUUCUUGGAUUUGAUUUGUCCAUUCCCACGCCAUUGACAUUUAUUCACGCAAUUUGCGUGUCAACCAGGUUGACGGAAAAGACGCUGUAUUUAGCUAUGUAUCUCAGUGAAUUAUCGAUGCUGAACGGCGACGUCUAUUUGGAGUAUCUUCCGUCGAUGAUCGCUGCGUCGGCCAUCGCCCUAGCCAGACACACCCUGACCGAGGAGCCCUGGACCAAUGAACUCGUCGCCUACACUGGCUACGAGUUGGACGACCUACAGAAAUGCAUCGAAUUUCUGAACGUGAUGUUUAGAAUGGCGCCACUCCAUUCCCAACACGCCAUCCAGGACAAAUACAGGAAGCAGAAGUAUCUGAUGGUGUCUAAUCUGCGCCCCAACAUCAAGCCCAUAUACUAAGACUGAAGAAUUUUUAUAAUUUUAUUGUAUUGGGACGAAUGUGCCUUGUUUUUAUAUGUAUUCAGCUUUUACUUACAGUUUUGUCUGACUUUUAAUCUGUUUAUCUAUUCAAAUUUUCGUCAACUACGGUUGAACAUUUUCGAAUGUCUUUUAUGAUUUUGUUAUUGUCAACAGAGUACACAAGAAUCAUCAGUGUUUUAAUGUUUUUUCGCGUGUCUAUGAUUCAUGCAGAUUUUGUUACUCUGAUAUAUUUGUACAUAUAUUUAUUUUUUAGUGAUGUUUGUCAUUAAUGGACAAAUCGAUUUUAUUUUAAGAAUAUUUUUACGUAGUUUACUUUUUCUAUAUUUACGACAUGACGUUUCGAUGUCAAAUGAAAUCUCGUUCAGAUUUGCAAUAAAACGUUUAGUGUAA
Aethina tumida (small hive beetle) is the source of this 1881-nucleotide messenger RNA. Its product is annotated as cyclin-A2. The transcript has 5 exons. Gene Ontology annotation, biological process: regulation of cyclin-dependent protein serine/threonine kinase activity; mitotic cell cycle phase transition. Gene Ontology annotation, cellular component: cytoplasm; nucleus; cyclin A2-CDK2 complex. Bases 133 to 1470 code for a protein of 445 amino acids. The record is from RefSeq and is a predicted model, not a curated record. Gene Ontology annotation, molecular function: cyclin-dependent protein serine/threonine kinase regulator activity. Lineage: Eukaryota; Metazoa; Arthropoda; Insecta; Coleoptera; Nitidulidae.